GAGUAGCCUAGUAGUACUACAGUAGUAGGCCUUUGCUACGUCCUCCAUGAUUCUUAACAUAGCCCUUGCGUUGUACUUCUGCUUUGGUGCAAUAUGAGCGCCGAAGUGCCUCACCUUCCUUCUUAUGCAACGUGCUCUCCUGAAAGGGCAGAAAAAUACGCGGAGUUGACCAAGCAGGGCCAAUGGGGUCUUCUAUCUUUCGAAUUGCGUUGGAGGGAUAGAUAUGACUUCCUUGAGAGCAAAGGUUAUACUCUUCGGCCCCGUUUCAAACCUGGCUGGACACCUUCUUGGCUAGGCACCAAUCGUGACCCAGACUUCUGUGAAGACUCCAUCAGUUCACCGAUUUCUAAAAUCGUGGACGCUACAAGAGUAGCGGACGGAUCACAGGUUACGAUCAAGACGGUAUCUCGGCACAAUGAUGAGGUUACCAUCGCCCGCCGUUUAUCCUCCAAAGAGCUGCUGCGAGAUCCAUCCAAUCAUUGCGUUCCCGUAUUGGAUGUAUUUGAUGACCCGUUUGACACCUCCAAAGCUCUGAUGGUGAUGCCAUACUUGCGACCGUUUGAUGAUCCGGAAUUUCGUACAAUCGGUGAGGUUAUGGAUUUCAUUUCUCAAACACUUGAGGGUCUCUGCUUUAUGCAUAAACAGCGCGUCGCACAUCGUGAUUGUGCUCCGGCCAAUAUCAUGAUGGAUGGACGACCUCUCUUUCCCAAAGGACAUCAUCCCGUUCGGCUAGACUAUACCCCCGAUGGUGUAUCCGAUGCACCCUAUUUUUCCCGUCAGGAGAAGUCAGUGAAGUAUUACUUCAUUGACUUUGGUCUUUCGUCAUACUUUGAACCCGAGGAGCCUCUCUUAGUCCUUGGCACCAAGGGCAGGGAUAAAGAACCGCCAGAGCUCUCUGAUACGCAACCAUAUAACCCAUUUCCCCUCGAUAUAUUUAUUCUUGGUAACGUAUAUUUGAAGGAAUUUGUACACAAAUUCUACGGGCUGGAGUUCCUCGAGCCAUUAAUUAUCGCCAUGCUACAACCACAACCGGAACGUCGACCUUCGGCUGAAGCUGCGUCCCAUGUCUUCCACGAGAUUCUUGCUGGUUUGCACGAGUCCACCUUGCGGUGGAGGCUACGCUCGCGUAGAGAAUCCGUGUCAGAACGGGUUGUAUAUGAUACAGUUGCGGUAGCCCGUGAAGGUCUGUAUCGACUAAAACGCUUAGUGGCUUGAUGUCUUCAAAAUCAUACCCUAUCAAUCCCUACUCUUGGCUUUCGUCGUGCUUUCUGUUAUGUCGUCGCAGAAGUACUCCCGACUGUAUUGUACCAACCAUCCAGAAAGCAGGUUCUUCUUGCUCUUCCGUUCCUCCGGGGUGCUAGUCGAACGACAAGAAACUUGGCCUUCGACAGAGCAGCUCAAUUCUCGCAGCACAUUCCGACUGGUCUUCUUUUUGUCAAUGACAGGAGGCUACCAAAUGGUCAUCCACGGCGGCGGAUGACUAUAUGUUCGAUCAAGUCAAGCUCAGUUGCGAGGAAUUGAGCGGCUCUAAUAAUAUGUAGAGCGGUGAUGGAUGUAUAUGGCCUGGUUUGGUACGAGUAUGUUGUCUUCAGGAGACUAAGCGCGAACGCUAGCGUUUGGCAGCUAAGUGAGGUCAAGUACGUCCGAGAAAUACUCAGGCCGCGUGAGACUGCAUGCCAACGACCGCUUCGACUACGACCCGCCUGACUAUUGGAGUACGACAGCUUUUGAGCAGCUCACGCCUUCGCAUUUCGAUACGCAAUUCAUUUCCAAUCAUUUGCCUUUAGAAUACAACUACUGAUACUGGUACAAUGUAAGCUAGACAGGUACAGACCAGUCGCUUAGGCUCUAUAAGAGCUCAUGUCUGAGUAUUUCUCAAAGUCGUUCUAGAAUACGAUGCACAUGGUC
Molecule: messenger RNA, 1908 nt
Organism: Somion occarium
Lineage: Eukaryota; Fungi; Basidiomycota; Agaricomycetes; Polyporales; Cerrenaceae
Source: the annotation of a GenBank genome assembly